UCGCAUAAAACAGCUGUAGCUUGUGUAUUUACUUGUUUCAUACAACGAUUUCUUUAAAAUGUCGCUUGUUGCUUAUGCCGCUAGUUCUGACGAGGAUUCAGAGAACGAAGAGGAAAACACGGGACCACAAGUCGAACUGUUGAAGCCAAGCACAAAAGCCGUGACAGUUACUUCCAAUGAGAUUUCCCUCGAGCCAGAAUCAACCAGUGGGCACAUUAGCGAUGAAGACGACGAUUUUGUACCCCAAGAAGUGUCCUUGCAGGAACUCAGACAGCCCGCUGGAAAACUCACACUGGCCUUACCCAAGCCAAAAGUCACUUCUUCCGCGGAGUAUUCUGAAGAGGAUGCUGACGAGCUGCUCGCCCCAGUUUUUGCCAAGCUGCCAAUGCCACGAACGGCACUGCCAGCAAAAGACGUUAUCGAGGAAAAGGAUGAUGAGUUCCUGCACAAAAAGGCUUUGGCAGUUGAAAUAGAAAAACCCCCACCGCCACCCGUCAAGGGACGUGUCAAGAUCAGCAUUCCUUCUCUGCGGGAUUUCUCCGACGUAGACCGAGAAAAAGCUGACAAGGCCAAGCACAAAGUGGAGAAACCCAAUGUUCCUAAGGGUUCUGGUCUGCUAAGCCUUCUGCCGCAAGCAAAGUCAGAGAGGAAUUUCUCUAAAAGCUCUUCUUCCGUGGCCGCCACUUCCUUCGCAAGCACCACUCCUAAUCCUAAGCCAACUCAUGAGCCCGUGUAUCCCAAAUCUUCUCCUGCAUUUGUACCCGAUACAGUGAAACAGCGGCGUGCAGCGCACAACACCGAAGGCGUCGACAGUUCUAUAACAAUAAAAAAAAAAUAUUCCGAAGGAAAGGAUGCCUCGAAGGAUGGACAAUCAAAACAUUUUGCUAAACCCGCAUCCAUUGUAAAUGCUAGUGACAGUGAAGAGGACGAUGAGAAUGGCACUGGUGACUUCUUUUCCCUUAACUCCAAACAAAAGCUACCGGAGGUGAGCAGCAACGAGAUUAGCGCUCUAGUGGCCAAGCGGGCAGCCAAGAUGGUAGAAGCCGGUAACAAAUACCUUGAGGAGAUUGCCGAAAAGGAAGCGGCCGAAGCAGAAGCCGCUCGACUAGAAGAGGAACAAACACAGCUGGCACAGAAGCGCUACCACGAGCAGCAGCUAAACUCAGAGGCCAUGGACGCAUUGGUGGGCAAGAAUGCCAAACGCCGACGGAAGGAGGCCAAGGAGAUGCAGGUGAUCGACAUAAGUGGCUCUCAAGUUUUGCCCGAUCGGGAGGAAUGGAUGCGAACUGCUUUGGCAUCGUCCACCACCUUCCAGCCCACCGGCGUGCUGACAGAUGAGGAGCCAGUGGCAGGGACGCGGCGAAAGCACCAGAUCACCUACCUGGCGCACAAAGCCAAAGCAAACGAGGCCGAACUGCAGGCCAUGUGGUCGGCUAAUCGACAGACCCGUCGAGCCACCCAAAGCAAAUAUGGCUUUUAAGUUUCCACUUUAUGUACAUCUCUUAUCUUACAAUAUAUACUUAAUCCUACAUCAUAAUCCAAAAUCUUA
This is a messenger RNA of Drosophila ficusphila, 1549 nucleotides long. Its product is annotated as proline-rich protein PRCC. Lineage: Eukaryota; Metazoa; Arthropoda; Insecta; Diptera; Drosophilidae. The transcript has a single exon. Bases 59 to 1480 code for a protein of 473 amino acids. Gene Ontology annotation, cellular component: nucleus. The record is from RefSeq and is a predicted model, not a curated record.